CUUACUUAUUUUUAAUUUAGAGGAACAAAAAAAAUUACUUAUUAAAAAAUUUUCUUAUUCACUUAUAAGCAGAUAUUUUGUAGCCAAACGUGCUCUACUAAGGAAUGUUCUGGAAGCCCCUCCCAGCAUCACCUCUCUAUAAGCCCUAGUCUAAUCUUCACUCUAUGCUAAAACACUGGACAUUACUGUAUACAUUUCUCAACUCCUAAUCCACAAGCAAAAUCCUCUGCGAACUCCCCGAAAUUUUCCAGAAUUAAUCUUCAGAUAAAAAUGGCAUCUGCAAAUGCUAUGUUCGCGGCCUCAAUUCUCUCCUCCCCCUCAAAACAAGGAGGAUUGAAGAAUAGGAGGGUGAACCAAUUGCAGCAGGGACAGAAGUUUAAUUACAGGCAAUCCAGGAACCGGUUUGUGGUGAAGGGUGCAGCUAAGGAAAUUGCUUUUGACGAGAAAUCCCGGACUGCUCUUCAGGCCGGUAUUGAUAAACUCGCCAAUGCUGUCGGUCUCACUCUCGGUCCUCGGGGGAGGAAUGUUGUCUUGGAUGAGUUUGGAUCUCCAAAGGUGGUUAAUGAUGGAGUUACCAUUGCUCGGGCUAUAGAGUUGCCCGAUGCUAUGGAGAAUGCUGGUGCUGCUUUGAUCAGGGAGGUUGCAAGCAAGACAAAUGAUUCUGCUGGUGAUGGGACAACAACUGCAUCAGUUCUUGCUCGUGAAAUUAUAAAACUUGGUCUGCUAAGUGUUACUUCUGGUGCCAAUCCAGUUUCCGUGAAGAAGGGUAUUGACAAAACUGUGCUGGGUUUAGUUGAAGAGCUUGAAAAGAAAGCUAGACCUGUUAAGGGGCGCGAUGAUAUUAAAGCCAUUGCCUCUAUCUCUGCUGGAAAUGAUGAGAUCAUUGGAACGAUGAUUGCUGAUGCAGUUGACAAGGUUGGACCGGAUGGUGUUCUAUCAAUUGAGUCGUCGUCUUCCUUUGAGACAACUGUUGAUGUGGAAGAAGGAAUGGAGAUUGAUAGAGGAUACAUCUCCCCCCAGUUUGUAACCAACCCUGAGAAACUGAUUGUUGAAUUUGAGAAUGCAAGAGUAUUAGUAACGGACCAGAAGAUCUCAGCAAUCAAGGACAUCAUACCAUUGCUAGAGAAAACCACUCAGUUACGAGCUCCUUUACUCAUUGUUGCAGAGGAUGUCACUGGAGAGGCUUUGGCUACUCUUGUUGUCAAUAAGCUACGAGGGAUCCUUAACGUUGCUGCGAUCAAAGCACCUGGUUUUGGAGAAAGGAGAAAGGCUCUUCUUCAAGAUAUUGCCAUUUUGACCGGAGCUGAGUUUCAAGCUAGUGAUUUGGGUAUGCUUGUUGAAAAUACUGAUGUCGAUCAGUUGGGUAUUGCAAGAAAGAUAACCAUCUCCAAAGAUUCCACAACCCUCAUUGCUGAUGCUGCAUCAAAGGAUGAGCUACAAGCUAGGAUAGCCCAACUGAAAAAGGAGUUGACAGAGACAGAUUCUGUUUACGACUCUGAGAAACUUGCUGAGAGAAUUGCAAAAUUGUCUGGUGGUGUUGCGGUUAUUAAAGUUGGUGCUGCAACAGAGACUGAGCUCGAGGAUCGCAAACUUCGUAUUGAGGAUGCCAAAAAUGCUACGUUUGCUGCCAUUGAGGAAGGCAUUGUGCCUGGGGGUGGUGCUGCUUUAGUUCAUCUGUCAACUUGUGUCCCUGCAAUUAAGGACAAGCUUGAAGAUGCAGAUGAGCGACUGGGUGCUGACAUCGUUCAAAAGGCACUAGUGGCACCUGCGUCUCUGAUUGCCCAGAAUGCUGGGAUUGAAGGCGAAGUGGUCGUGGAGAAAGUGAAGGCCAGUGAUUGGGAGGUAGGUUACAAUGCGAUGACAGACAAGUACGAGAAUCUGGUAGAAGCUGGAGUGAUUGACCCGGCUAAGGUUACUAGAUGUGCUUUGCAAAACUCAGCUUCAGUUGCUGGAAUGGUUCUUACCACACAAGCCAUUGUCGUGGAGAAGCCCAAGCCUAAAACACCUGCUGCUGCUCCCCCCCAAGGCCUUGCCAUUUGAUUGAACAGUUAUUAUAUAUCGGUGUAAGAAAUUUUAGGGCUCUGUGUAGCUUACUUGGGUGACAAAGUGAUCGAGUAUUUUUCUUGGGACUUCUGGAGCUGUUUUGUAUGUCUUGAACAAGAUUUUAGCCGGUAAGCCAGUGGCGCCAGAAGUGUUGCCUAUGGCUAAAAUGUAGUGAUUGGUAAUAAUCCAUUGUUUUGAUCAAUUUGUCUGUAUGAUGAUCCGCGUUUGACUA
Molecule: messenger RNA, 2275 nt
Organism: Olea europaea var. sylvestris
Lineage: Eukaryota; Viridiplantae; Streptophyta; Magnoliopsida; Lamiales; Oleaceae
Product: ruBisCO large subunit-binding protein subunit alpha
Exons: 8
Coding region: 271-2040 (589 amino acids)
Biological process (GO): protein refolding
Molecular function (GO): ATP-dependent protein folding chaperone; ATP binding
Source: RefSeq, a predicted model, not a curated record